Messenger RNA from Notechis scutatus (mainland tiger snake), 2902 nucleotides. RefSeq names its product MPL proto-oncogene, thrombopoietin receptor (gene MPL). Gene Ontology annotation, biological process: cytokine-mediated signaling pathway. The record is from RefSeq and is a predicted model, not a curated record. Gene Ontology annotation, molecular function: protein binding; cytokine receptor activity. Gene Ontology annotation, cellular component: external side of plasma membrane. Lineage: Eukaryota; Metazoa; Chordata; Lepidosauria; Squamata; Elapidae.
CUCAGCAAGUGUCCAGACCUCCUGUGCAUUCAGAUAUCCAUAACCACAUAAUCAGGUUAUGUGAUGAUACUCAGCUGCAGUUUAGAUACCUAAACCAGUGACAGUUGAUCACCUUUCAAAUGGCAGUCAAUUUGUGCUCAAUGACACCACUUCCUUUCCUUGUUAUGCUCCUGCUCACCAUUUUACGUAUGCUCCACUUUGUCCUUGUUACAGAUGAAGAAGCUAUUCUACUGGCCAAAACAGCUCAAGAUGUCUUCUGCUUUUCUCGAACCUUUGAGGAUCUCACCUGUUUCUGGGAUGAGCCAACCCAUGUGAAAGGAGCCUAUCAAUUCUUCUAUACAUUUGAAGGAGACAAAAGUCGAGAAUGUGCUCUAAUCUCUAUGAAAAAUACAGAUGGAAGUUGGCGCCACAUCUGCACAUUUCCUGAAAACUAUAAUGGCAUUCAGCUCUUUAUUGAACUCAAUGUUGAAGUGUUGGAUCGUGUUAGUAAUCACACCAUAUUCUCACAGUAUCUCAGAGUGAAUACUGUUGGUCUCAUUGCUCCACCAACAAAUGUAACAGUUGAGUGGCCAGGGAUUGCCCAACAGUUGCUUGUAAAUUGGAUGGCUCCAUCUAUCAGCUAUGCAGACUUCUUGAUUUAUGAAGUUCUUUAUGGUGUUGAGGAUUCCAUUCAGCCACUAUUCAGGAUUGAAGUGAAAAACAGCCAAAUGUGCCAGCUCAAGAAUCUCCUUCCAGGACAGCAAUACCACAUCCAAGUUCGCUCCAAACCUGAUGGCCUCUCUCUUGAUGGCAUUUGGGGACCCUGGUCUCCAGCAGUGACAGCAGAAACACCCCAUCUUCCUGAGGCAAUUGGUCUGCACUGCUUCACUCCAGAUUUGUAUCAAUUGCACUGCCACUGGAACAAGAAACCUCUGGGUUCUGGCCCCUUUCACAGCCUCUUGUACUGGAUGGAGAGCAACAGCAGCAGCACAAGAGGGCAAACCUGGCACAAAUGUAAGAAGGAAGACCCUGAUUCCUGCACGUGCACCUUUCAGCCUAGUGACACUCAGUACCUUUCUAUCCUGGUGACUAUCAGCCAGAGUGAGCAAGAGGUCAGCUACUUUGAGGAGCCAUUCAAACUGUACCAUGUGGUGCACACUGCUCCCCCAAGAAUCCUGGAGGCUUCAAUAGACAGAAAUAUACUAAGGCUGGAGUGGGCCUACCCAUUAGAAGAAAUAGCUGAACACAUGGUAUAUCAGAUACGGUAUACGGUGCAGGACACCUUGAAAUGGAAGAUCCUACAGGUGCAGUACUCAAACACCAGUGAAAUUCAUCUGGCCACCCAAGAUCGCUACUGCCUUCAGCUGCGUACCCAGCCAGAUGGCCAGAAGUUCCGUGGGGACUGGAGCACCUGGUCAGAAUUAGUGUGUGUUGAAGUCCCACCUGGUGCAGAUUCAGUGAUUAUGAUCGUGGCCAUUGCACUCUUGCUGUGUGCAGGACUUGUGCUGGGUCUGGGCUUCACCUGCCUCUCCAACUACAGCAGUGUGAAACAAAAGCUCUGGCCAAGCAUUCCAGAACUACAUCAUGUCCUAGAUGGAUUCUUCAAGGAUAAUGGCAAGCAGCAGCAGCAGGUAAAUGCUUUAUUUUUCAACAAAAUGCUGGAGGAUGUGCCUUUGACUUGCUUGUUGGAAGUACUAUCUGACAAACCCCUGGAAACACCAAGCUUUGACACUUUGCUAGAUAUGGAUUCAGCAGAACAGGCAGAAUGGGGCAGCCGGCCUUCUUCCCAUCAGCACUACAUGGUGCUGAGUUCUAACAAUCCCCAAAGCAGCCACCAUAAAAACGAAUACUUUGAUGACAAAAAUGAUAAUGGAAAUGCUUUCCCACAGUCCUUGGAACAUGAUCUACACAUAACAUCAGAGCCAAUGACCCAAAUAAUUCCCUUCACCUUGUUGAAUGUACCAUCAGAGAUUAAAGAAGAAAGAAAGCAGGAAAUGUCUGAUGACCAAACCACAUCUGUCACUGACAUUUCAAACAAGACAUAUUUGCUAAUGGGCUGAUUAUGUCUAUCAUUGGAGGACAGCACUAUGAGAAAUUAUUAGGUCCUGUAGGAGUUUGCAAUACAAUACAGGCAAUUUUCAGUGGUAAGGCAACUGUUUAGCCAGUACUCCUCAAAUCUGUUUCUUAUGGACCAACUGAAUUGAGCAACUGCAGAUAGGCCAAUUUUUCAUGAACAAAAGCUACCUUGAAAUUUUGGAAGGCAAUGAUGCAAAGUGACUAGAACUCUACUCACACAGAGCUCACUUUUUCUGGUUUGAAAGGGGGGGAAAUUACACUACAAUGUUUCUAUGUUUCUCUUUUCAGAAUGGCAGGCAAUCAUACUGCCAAAUUCUGGUAGUAAUAGCCAAAGGGUACCCUGGUUGCUGCAACAGGAUUUGAGGAUCUGUGGCCUCAAAUUACCAACCCAGGCAUUGGGUUAUGAGGUGGAGUUGAACGUGGUAUUUUAUCCCAAGACGUGUCCACGUUGCAUCUCAUAACCACAGGUCUCCAAAAGCAAAGUGAUUCUUACGCAGCUGAGUCCCAGUGAUUUGCAUGUCAGCUAAAAAAACUCCAAAAUUUUAAAUGUUUUUUCCAUUUUGAAGACUUAUGCAAAGUAUAUUUUAUGGAAAUGAUGAAAGAAUUGUAGUAAUACAACUGCUUAGCAUAACCAGAAAUAGAGGUAAAUAGAAAAUGUACAUGCUGAGCACAAAAAUACAAUUUGUGAGAUAAGCACCACUCUAUGUUAGGUCACUGUAAUAUCAGAUUUAUUUCACUGAUUUUAAAUAUGACCUGUACAGAUUAGGAUUCGCUGUUACUAUUUGCAUUGCCAUGGUUGCUUGUAAACAAAUGUAAUGUUAUUUGAAUAAUGCAACUGCUGUGAUUC